AUGGUUCUAGGCCUCUUGACUUGCUCCCUCUCCUCCGGCCUCAUCGCCGCCGCCGCCGCCGACUUCCCCGGCAGCCCCUGGACCUUUACAUACCUUGCUGAUCCGGUACUCAACGGUGAGCUUGCCUACUCCAACGAUAAACCUCCCCGAUCCGACAAAGAGGGCCUGUUCCAGAGCUUUGUACCGCAUCGAUCCCGUCUCAAACGAUACCUGUAUGACUUCCAACCCGGAGCGACCCCAGAGGGUGCCGAAGUCAGCACCAACCACACCGAAGAAGCGGGCCUAGGGAUGGUUUGGGACGGACGUACAGGAGUGGCCAAACUCUGUGGAUUUGGCGUUGGCGCUGCGGCCGAGGAUCCGGCGCAUCUCGUUCGUGAUGUCCACGAUGCCGGUGUAGUGGAUGUGUAUCAUCUGCAAGAGCCGAAGAAGAGACGCCUGGUGGUCAACUAG
Molecule: messenger RNA, 450 nt
Organism: Cladophialophora immunda
Lineage: Eukaryota; Fungi; Ascomycota; Eurotiomycetes; Chaetothyriales; Herpotrichiellaceae
Exons: 2
Coding region: 1-450 (149 amino acids)
Source: RefSeq, a predicted model, not a curated record